CAAAGGCCUCCCAAGCUAGAGCAACAUAAAAUCGAGCUCUGGGCCAUCUGUUUGUAGCCGGGAGCAAUCGUUUGCCGUGAAGAGUACCUAUGAACAGCCCGCUACCGAAACCACCAAUUGACCUGAAAGGAGAUACAAGAUUAGCAAGAGGUGGUUGAUAAGGCAAAGGAUGGCGGGGUGAAUGCCACCCAGAAGAUAAUAUCGAAAAUAGUGUCAAACUCACCGAUGCAGUAAUGCCUUGGCCGACGCCUUUGAUACUAUGCCACCAACCCAUUGGGAUAAAGAUUCCAUCACCUGCAUUGACCACAGCUUCAUAUCCAUAUUCUUCUCCAUUUUUUCCCUGCUCCAACCGUAUGUUAUCAUCAUUUUGGCGAUCUCCCCAUAUUUCCUGAUCCAGCAACUGUUUUUCCAGACCGUACAUCAUAUCCUCACCACGGAGCGCUGCGCUUCGAGAGCCACCACUCCUUCCCAUUCGCUCUCUCACACGGUCAAAUACGCCUAGUCCAACGUUUGCAGGGAGCAAUCUCACGUGUUUCGUGCCCGCCAACUGCACGAAUACGUUCGGGUUUGGAUCCCUGUGCAAGGGUGUGUAAGUAGGUGCUAUUCCAAUCCAAACAUUGGUGUCAUAAAUAUCCCCCUUUCCUGCACCCGUAACAUACGACGGGGCUGCGAAAUCGUCACGCAGCGGUGCUGCUAGGUCGAGGAGUUGGCAUUGGGCAAGGUACAAAUGGGCAUUUGGUCCUGCGGAUUUGUCGGUGACUUGAGAAGUUCCCUCCAGACCGGAGCUUUGAACGGAUCGAGCCCAGUCGAGGAACAAGCUCAACGGCGCGUGAAAUCGCUUAAAUGAUUCCUCCGGCUGAGAAUUGCCAUUGAAGGCUGUGGUCGUCAGUUCGAGGGGGACAUGACAGUCGCCGUACUGCUCGAGGUAGUCAUAAUUGAAGGACUGGACGGAAGAAUUGUCACCACUGAUUGAAGACGGAGCAGUGAACCACCGGGAUAUGGCAGGUAAGUCUCGAAACUGGCCUCGUGGUAAAACAACUGGAAUCUGUGGCCUGAAGUAGGAUUCCCGGAACGCUGCAAGGCUGUUAUUCUCAGUCAAGGUGUUCAACGCAACAAAUCGGCGUAUUUUUGAGGGCGAUUGAAGGGCUCUCUUCAUCCCUUUGAGAAGCUGUGCACCAUCAAUUGUUGCUGCUUUUCGACACUCCCCGUGGCUCGUGUGCUGCGUUCUCGGAUACUGGUUCUGACUGCCUGACUGCCGGUCGCUCGGAAACUAAAAUAGGCCAAGCGGCUUUUCGCUUUCCCCAGAAAAUGAGCCCUCCACCCCCUCAUGGAUAGAGUUCAACCUCAACACGGAGUCGCCCACCAGGCUAGAAGCCUGCAACACUCACUCACGGUCGGCAUCUACCAUUUUGCAAAUCAGGCAAUCGUAAUGUCUGCUAAAUCUCCAGCCUCGAGCGCGCCAGCUCCCAAUGAGACUCAGCCCCCACCCGCCAACAGCACCGGUGAAACAAAGCGAAAGGCGGAACCAAACAGCGGAACUCAGACGCGGACAAAGCGGAAUCGAUACAUCUCCUUGGCUUGCAACGAAUGCAAGCGUCGGAAGAUCAAAUGCAAUGGCCAGGUGCCCUGCCAGCGCUGUGGACACCUGGGCCUGGAAUGCCUCUAUGCGCCAAAUUGUUGUAGUAGUAAUUUCAAAGAGUCCGAAGAAUUCCGGUCUAUGAAAAAACAUAUCGAACAGCUACAGGAACAAGUGAAUACAUUGUUCUCCAAUAUCACCGAGCUUUAUCGUAAAUCGGAGUCUACCCCUAUUGACCCCAGCCAGUUCAGUCGGGAAGCAUCACGAUCGAUAUCCGGGCAGCCUCCCGUUUACGAUGGGCAUAAUGUGCCACCGACAAAGCCCCGCUCGAAGCAUCCACGAUUCCAUGGCCCAACGAGCACGGCAUUCAAUUUCGAUGUCGCUAAAUCAAGCCUCCAAACCAUGGGCAUCGCGCCUGUUGAUGAUGGAACACACGAGCUUUUCACAGCGCAGGAUGCGACUCCCGCCCAAACCCCUCCACAACAAGCGUUAGCCUACCCACAGCUGCUUGCUCACCCGAACAAAGAUCCACUCUGGGUCAUCAAGCGAGAAGAGGCCAUUCGAUUAUGUCGAAAUUAUGAGGAAGAAAUAGGUCUCAUGUAUCCAAUAUUCGAUAUCGAGAAGCUUAUCACACAAACCAAUCUUCUGUUUACGUUCCUCGAGGCUGCUGAUCGGACAGGCUUUGCUAAGCGUUUUAAGCCGGGUGCCGACUGCCUGAGCGACGAUGACACAAGUAAUCUGAAGAUGGUGCUGGCGGUUGCUCUUAUUGUCGAAGGCAACGGGGAAAGCCCAUUGGGCGCAAGGUUUUACAACAGUGUAAAACAUAACGUGGAGGCCAACCUCUGGGAGCCUGGUGAUGUAAAGACCAUAAAGCUUCUUGCUCUCGUGGCAACCUACCACUUCCACACGGACAAUGAUGCCUUGGCGUAUCGUUUGAUCGGGAUAGCAGCACGAAUGUGCGUUGAAAUAGGGCUGCAUCGUCGAGAUGCUGUCUUGAAGGCAUUCAACAACGAGGAAGAGUUGAUAUCUGUGAACAAACUUUUCUGGUCUAUUUAUUGUUUAGACCGGCGAUGGAGUAUUGGAACCGGGCUGCCUUUUACAAUUCAAGAUGAAGAUAUCGAUCCAUAUUUGCCGGAGCCGGAUGACUCUGCUCCAUACUUAAGGUCGAUGGUUGCAUAUUGCCGACUUAGCUCGAAGAUCUGGUACUCUGGAGUUGGUUCCGAGGGAGCGGCAGCAAUAAAGCGAGAUAAGAUCGAGUUUUUGGAUUAUCAAGUCUUGCAAUGGAUGAAACACGUCCCUGAAGGCCUUAGAUUCUACUCUGUUGAGCCCUCCCCGAAUUCGGAGCCCGUCAGUAGGGCAGUACAGCGUCUACGCUUGCUGUUACACAUCCGUGGCAACCAUUUAAGGAUUCUCAUAUAUCGCCCAGUUUUGCACUCAGCUACGAGUAUCAUGGAAAAUAUGCCAUAUGCACAAACUGUCGUGGACAUUGCCAAGGACACGAUUCGUGUCUUGACCAGACUCAACCAAACGACAGAUAUUUACCGAUCGCAACAGAUGCUGUUUAAUUAUUUCCUUGUUGCUGCUCUUGCCGUCCUAUUUUUGGCGGUAUCUCAUGCUCCUGUCGAGUUCAACCGGCAGGUGCGAGAUGAAUUUUAUAUGGCGUUGGAUUUGGUCAAGGGCAUCAGCACGAAGUCCUAUGUGUCUAAGAGGUUGUGGAAGACAAUCAAAGGCCUUCGGGAGAUUGGAGAAAAGCUAGGCCUAUUCCCGCGAAGUAUUGGAUCGGAACCUAAUGACCCACACUCUACCGCCGCUGUAGCGAUGGCCGGACUAGCAGGUCAUCCGAUGGAAGUUUUGUCUGCGACUUAUGCUGGAGUCAACGCCAAUAAUGAAUUGGGCAACAGCCCUGUGAAUGGACUUCAGAUGAGCAAUGAGUUGACAAAUCUCUUCGAAGCUAUGGGCGCAUACGGAGGUUAUCUCCACGCUGGGGGUGGGGAGGGACUGAACGGGGAAUUCGUGCACCCCGAAGGUGAAUUGCAUCAUAUUACCGAAGGGCUCCCAGCCGGGCUUGCUAACGAAGGAGAAUUCUCACGGAUUGUACGAGACUUGUUUUGACAUCCUUGCCGAUCAAAUUUGUCAUACAACCAACUGUAUUUGAGGUAGCGAAGUAUAUCUGUUUGUUCAUGGCUUUGGGGUGUAUUGGUAGGAGCAGCAUAGUCUGUCUCGAGGAACAACAUUGCUUCUCGCCUGGUUGUUUUUCUUUUAUUUGUUUAAAGCCAUUUCGGUUUAGAUAUUGUUAUCCACAGUCCGUACAACUAAAGGAUAUCAUCUCCUUCUCCAUCA
Molecule: messenger RNA, 3916 nt
Organism: Coccidioides posadasii C735 delta SOWgp
Lineage: Eukaryota; Fungi; Ascomycota; Eurotiomycetes; Onygenales; Onygenaceae
Source: RefSeq, a predicted model, not a curated record